This is a messenger RNA of Alosa sapidissima (American shad), 2243 nucleotides long. RefSeq names its product RUNX family transcription factor 2a (gene runx2a). Bases 168 to 1586 code for a protein of 472 amino acids. Gene Ontology annotation, biological process: hemopoiesis; regulation of transcription by RNA polymerase II; neuron differentiation. The transcript has 8 exons. Gene Ontology annotation, molecular function: RNA polymerase II cis-regulatory region sequence-specific DNA binding; ATP binding; DNA-binding transcription factor activity, RNA polymerase II-specific. Gene Ontology annotation, cellular component: nucleus. The record is from RefSeq and is a predicted model, not a curated record. NCBI's taxonomy places the organism in Eukaryota, Metazoa, Chordata, Actinopteri, Clupeiformes, Clupeidae.
CGGUGCAAGAUUUUUCCCCAGGACGACAGGAGGGAGCCACUGGGGCCUAAAUGGUUAAUGAGCGUGGGUCAGCCCCAGUCACACAGCCCCAGCAACCCAUUUAGGACUUCAAAGGUCAUAACGACCUCAAAGGGAGAAAUAUCCUAGGAGGAUAACCAAGCGUGGCUAUGGCAUCCAACAGCCUAUUCAGUUCGGUGACUCCAUGUCAGCAGAACUUCUUCUGGGAUCCCAGCACAAGUCGGAGGUUCAGUCCGCCGUCCAACAGUCUUCAAACAGUCCCCGGGAAAAUGAACGAUGUGAACACAGCCACGACUCAGCAAGACGGGACCUCAGCUGUGCCGAGACUUCGGCCCCACGACAAUCGGACGAUGGUAGAGAUCAUCGCGGAUCACCCCGCAGAACUUGUUCGGACGGAUAGUCCAAACUUCCUUUGCUCCGUAUUGCCAUCGCACUGGAGGUGUAAUAAAACUUUGCCUGUUGCUUUUAAGGUUGUAGCAUUAGGGGAUGUGCCUGAUGGGACAGUUGUCACAGUUAUGGCAGGGAAUGACGAGAACUAUUCGGCAGAGCUCCGCAACGCUUCAGCUGUCAUGAAGAAUCAAGUCGCUCGAUUUAAUGACCUGAGAUUCGUGGGCAGGAGUGGUCGAGGCAAGAGCUUCACGCUGACAAUCACAGUAUUCACGAACCCACCCCAAGUGGCCACUUACCACCGAGCCAUAAAGGUCACCGUGGACGGCCCGCGGGAGCCUAGACGACACAGACAGAAGCUGGAGGACCCACCAAAGGCCGGCUUGUUUUCGGAGCGCCUGAGCGAGCUAGAGCGCCUCCGACAGACCACUAUGAGGGUCGCCGUGCCAACGCAGAGUCCACGGCCAUCACUCAACACCACGGCCAACUCCUUCAACCCACAGGGUCAGAAUCAGAUCUCAGACCCUAGGCAAUCGCAGUCCUCUCCGCCCUGGUCCUACGAGCAGCCGUACACCCCUUACCUGAGCCAAAUGACCUCGCCUUCUAUUCACUCCACCACGCCCCUGUCCGCCACCCGAGCCACCGGCCUGCCCGCCAUCAGCGAUGUGCCAAGACGGCUCUCAGGUACCUCUGAUCUGAGCCCAUUCUCUGCUGACCCACGCCAGUUUGAGCGUCAGUUCCCUGGUCUCUCCUCGCUGACCGAGAGCCGCUUCUCCAGCCCUAGGAUGCACUACCCGGCCACAUUCACCUACACGCCCACCCCGGUCACCUCGGGCAUGUCCCUGGGCAUGUCCACCACCACCCACUACCACACCUACCUGCCUCCGCCAUACCCGGGCUCCACGCAGAACCAAACCGGGCCGUUCCAGACCAGCAGCACUCCCUACCUGUACUACGGCGCCUCGUCCGGCUCCUACCAGUUCUCCAUGGUCCCGGGGGGUGACCGCUCUCCGUCCAGGAUGCUCCCGCCGUGCACAAGCGCGUCCACAGGUAGCUCGCUCAUCAAUCCCAACCUCCCCAACCAGACGGACGGAGGCGAGGCAGACGGGAGCCACAGCAGCUCCCCCACAGUGCUCAACUCCAGCGGCAGGAUGGAUGAGUCUGUGUGGCGGCCAUAUUGAGAGACACCAAAUAUUUUAGAACGCAAUGGAAAAAUAGACCUGUUCACUGAGCACUGUUUGCCUUGAAGUAAAACAAGAGCGUUUUUGGCUUUAAGUGGCUUCAACAAGUUGUUCAGAAUAUCCCUGAAGUACAAUCGUUUGUGUCAAAACUUCAGUUUUAAAUACUCUUCUUGGCAGAAACAUCAGUGUGUUAUUUACUAUUACACUGUUGUCAUAUAUUUCUAAAUCCUGUUUUCAACAAAUAUUUAUCCACAAAGGUACCAGCUUUUGAUGCAUCCCUGAGGAAAGAAGGGAACCAUUCAAGGCAUUACAGUAUAUAGAUAAACCUGACAUUCCACUGCAGAACCAGUGAUAGCUGCACAGUCAGUCACUGAAUUACUGAACUGACGUAAAUAAUGUUUAUUACGUGAAUAUAAUUUUUUAUUUGACUAUUGGCUGAGUAUAUUUUUGGUACUAACUAAAUUUAUUUUGCAUUUUUCACACUGAAUGCCUGUUUCUUUGAUAUUUAUGCAAGUGAGAGAGGAUAAGUUAUGCUCACCAGUACCGGCAUUAAGUAACUGUGCUCAUUCUCUCUAAUUGUUUUAAUUUAAAAGUAAAAUUGUAGCAGGAAUGGUACUGUUUGAAAAGCAAUAUAAUAAAGCCAUAGCGAUCUUUAAA